Cadophora gregata is the source of this 408-nucleotide messenger RNA. RefSeq lists its product as uncharacterized. NCBI's taxonomy places the organism in Eukaryota, Fungi, Ascomycota, Leotiomycetes, Helotiales, Ploettnerulaceae. The coding region runs from base 1 to 408 and encodes 135 amino acids. The record is from RefSeq and is a predicted model, not a curated record. The transcript has 3 exons. Gene Ontology annotation, molecular function: carbon-sulfur lyase activity.
AUGCCUGCAGGAGGUUGUUUUUGUAAUAAUAUCCGCGUGAACUUCACCGGAGAACCUGAUGCUCAUCUGCUCUGCCACUGUCUCGACUGUCGCAAAAUCGGUGGCGCAAGCUAUAGCAACAACAUUGUUGUUUCCGAGGAUGCCUUCAAAGUCGAAGGCAAGCCCAAAGAGAUCUCCAAGCAAGCCGACAGCGGCAAGAAGAUUACGUCGCACUUCUGCCCUGACUGCGGAACCACGCUGUUCAGAAUUACGGCGUCGUUCCCUGGCUCGGUGAUCAUUAAGGCGGGUGUUUUGGAUGACCCAGAGUGGCCGAGUAAGAAUAAACCCAAGGGGGAACUAUUUAGCGGUGAGCGGAUCUCGUGGAUUGCUCCUAUUGAGGGGGCGGAUCAGAAGGGUGGUAUGUCCUAG